Molecule: messenger RNA, 1594 nt
Organism: Cuscuta europaea
Lineage: Eukaryota; Viridiplantae; Streptophyta; Magnoliopsida; Solanales; Convolvulaceae
Source: the annotation of a GenBank genome assembly
AAAAGAAUGACAUCUUAUCUCCAUAUCGAGAAGAUAUAAAUUGAGUUUUAAUCACAAAACUGACAAAAAAUGAGUAGGGUCUCCGAUCCAGAUACUUACACGUGCAUUUUUACAUAGUAAUCUUUCAUCAUAAUUGGCGGGAUUCAAAUUCAAGAUUUACCCUUUGUGGCAUUCUUUAUCUACUUGUUGAGAUAUGCUCACCGACUCUGCACGUAUUAUUAUUGUAUCUAUUCCUCCAUAACACGUACAAAAACUUGUGCAUUAUAAAUUAGUUAUUUCUUCGAUCUUCAUGAUUGAUUUAUAUAAUUACAUAGAUUGGCUCCUUAAUGAGACUUGCAUGCAUGUUACUGAGUAUAUAAAAUCGUACGUUAACGUGAUUACAUACGGAGUCGUACGUAGUAUUCAUUAGUAAGUGUUUCGUAUUUCUGACACUAAUAAAUUUGCACACAUUCAUAAGCUAAGAAAGCUCUAUCCAUCAGCAAUGGCUCAAUUACCUCCGAGAGCUCCAAACGUGACACCCACUUGGCACGACUUUUCUCUUCAGAAGCCGCCGGCCACGGCGGUGCCCUCUCUCACGCCGUCCUGGGUCGACGAGUUCCUCGACUUCUCGUCCGUCAAGCGCGGCUCGCACCGGAGGUCGAUCAGCGACUCCAUCGCCUUCUUGGAGAGCCCGAUGGCGGAGGAGUGCCGGCGGCUGUCCACUCCUGCCGGCGGCGGGGGUUCCGGGAUGAAUGGUAACGAGUUCGACCGGUUCGACGACGAGCAGCUCAUGUCCAUGUUCAACGACGACAUCGCCAAUUCGGUGGGGCCAACCAGCUCCAACACGUCGUCGCCGUCCGAUCACAACAGCAACAGUAACGAUGAUAAUGUUAAGCUGAAGAACGGCGGCUCCGACCACCUCCGCCUCUACCAGACGCCGCCGCAGUUCAAGAGGGAACCGGAGGAAGUGGAGAGCUCAUGCAAGUCCGAGGAUCAAACGAGGACCACAGCAGCUCAUGAUGCGGCGGAUUACUCAUCGGAAAAGAUAGUUGAUCCAAAAAGAAUUAAGAGGAUAUUGGCAAACAGACAAUCAGCACAACGAUCCAGAGUGAGGAAAUUGCAGUACAUAUCGGAGCUAGAGCGUAGUGUUUCCACUCUACAAGCGGAGGUUUCAGUACUGUCACCGAGGGUCGCAUAUUUGGACCACCAACGUCUAGUUCUGAAUGUAGAUAACAGUGUCCUCAAGCAAAGAAUCGCUGCUCUUGCCCAAGAUAAAGUCUUCAAAGAUGCUCACCAAGACGCAUUGAAAAGGGAAAUAGAGAGGCUGAGGCAAAUUUAUUACCAGCAGAACUUAAAGAAUGUGGAAGAUAAUGGUACACAACCACCCCUGGCUGAUCAAUCUAAUUGUUCUGAAAAGAAAGAGCAACUUGCCCAUUGAUGAAUUGAAGGAAAUUAAAGAGAGAUGUUUACAGUGGAAGAGAAAAGGAAGAGUAGUGCAUUUAUGUAUGACAAGUGGAACCUACAAAGAGUUUCUAUGCAUGGGAGGCAAGAUAAGGUUACUUAGAUGUCUGCAGGCAGCCUCCCCCCACCUUGCUCAAAGGAGGGACCAUCAAUC